GUCUUCCAGCCCUGACGAGUUUGAGGCUGGCAUUUCCGAAAAUGGGCAGACACGAGAACACGCUCUGCUUUGCUAUACCCUUGGUGUAAAACAGCUGAUUGUCUGCGCUAACAAGAUGGAUAAAACAGAACCUCCCUAUUCCGAGGCACGAUUCAACAAAAUCCAAAAAGAAGUUAGCUCCUGUCUCGAAGAGGUCGGCUACAAUCCAAAGUCAGUAGCAUUUCUCCCAAUAUCAGGAUGACACGGAGAUAACAUGAUAGAAGCGAGCCCUAACAUGCCGUGGUUUAAGGGAUGGACGUGGUUUCCUAGAGGAGCUGGAACGACUCUACUCGAAGCUAUUGACAAUAUAAGACCCGCAAAACGUGAAGUAGAAAGACCACUUCGCCUCCCUAUCCAGAAUGUUUAUAAGGUAGGCGGCAUUGGAACGGUACCAGUGGGGCGUGUUCAGACUGGAAUCCUGAAGCCAGGAAUGGCCGUGACCAUUGCUCCCACGAAUAUUACCACUGAGGUUAGAUCCGUCGAGAUGCACCAUGAAAGGCUUGUCGAGGCGAUCCCUGGCGAUAAUGUCGGAUUCAACGUUAAGAAUGUGUCUGUCAAAGAUAUCAAGAGAGGAUAUGUUGUAGGGGACCUAGAAAAUGAUCCCCCGAGGAAAGCAAAAUCUUUCAUUGCGCAGAUGAUUAUAUUGAACCAUCCAGGAGAAAUACACAAUGGAUACCAACCAGUGCUUGAUUGCCACACAGCACACAUCGCUUGUGAAUUCACCGAGAUUCAACUAAAAAUGGAUCGCCAAACAGGGAAGGUGCUUGAAGAAAACCCAAAAACGAUAAAAAGCGGGGAUGCGGCCGUCAUACUUAUGACUCCAAGCAAGCCAAUGGUCGUCGAGGCUUUCACUAAUUAUGCGUCUCUUGGUCGUUUCGCCGUGCGUGACAUGAAACAAAUCGUGGGCGUUGGGGUCAUCAGGAGUGUUACGAAGGCUGAUCCGGGAAAAUGA
Molecule: messenger RNA, 991 nt
Organism: Owenia fusiformis
Lineage: Eukaryota; Metazoa; Annelida; Polychaeta; Sabellida; Oweniidae
Source: the annotation of a GenBank genome assembly